CUAGAAAGCGGGCGGGAUCUGGAUAGGGAGCAUCAGGGAGUCGUCUCGCCCUAUGGAUCGCCCUUUACUGCUAGCUUCGGAGGACGAAGUCCUCCUGUCCUACAAGGGACACCACUACGUCAGUGAAGGGGUCUAGGAGUUACGGUCCCUGGGUUCUGGUUCCCCCACUUGUACGGACGUCGCGUGAUCUAGGCUCCCUUUUACCUGUGCCUCGGUUUCCCCAUCUUUACGAUACUGGAGGGUUGGAACUGCCGAGGGCUAGUCUCCAAAUCUGUAAUGGGGUGCAGAGGAGGGGGAGAUGGGGGACCUACACGUGACCUCCCCGCGCGGGGCCCCGCCUAUCCCAGAUCCAAGAGUUGCAAGCGCUCCGCGAGGACGGGCGGGGGUGGGCGGAUCCUAAGAAACCCGACCCCGCAGCCCUUGGCUGUGGCUAAGGCGCCGCGCGCGGCUCGGCGGCCGCUAGCGCUGGCGACGGCACGGGAGAAGGAUGGGGACCGCAACCCGGGCUUCGCAGAGGACCAUCGUGGAGGCGAGGGCGGUGCAGAGACUCGGCGUGUGACUUGGAGUGCAUCAGGAAAUGAUGGACGAGGGGAUGAGAGAUAGCUAACGGGGCUCUGUCUCUGCGUCCGGUCCGCGGAGGCGCACGUCGUGGGGCUGGAGAGGUUCUGUCUACAGCGGCAGCGCCGAGCUUGUCUCGGGCCAUGAGAAGCGCGCGGACCGCCCGGCCCCAGGCUGCCCUCGUGGCCGGCCGCGUCCUGCCGCGCUGAGAGCUUGGGGGCGAAGAAGGGUGUGGGCGGCCGGGCUGCGCCCGAGCGCACCGCCAUGGCAAGGGAGGAGUGCAAGGCGCUGCUGGACGCUCUCAACAAGACGACCGCAUGCUACCACCACCUGGUGCUGACCGUCGGCGGCUCGGCAGACUCGCAGAACCUGCGUGAGGAGUUGCAGAAGACGCGCCAGAAGGCGCAGGAGCUGGCGGUGGCCAUCCGCGCCCAGCUGACGGCCGCGCUACGCGACCGGGGCCUGGGCGCCGAGGAGCGCGCGGAGUUCGAGCGCCUCUGGGUGGCUUUCUCUGGCUGCCUGGACCUGCUGGAAGCCGACAUGCGGCGUGCGCUGGCCCUGGGCACCGCGUUCCCGCUGCACGCGCCGCGGCGGCCGCUGGUGCGCACCGGCGUAGCGGGCGGCUCCGCGGGCGUAGCGGCGCGCGCCCUGAGCGCCCGCAGCCUGCGGCACGAGGCGGAGCGCGACUUCGACGUGGACGACCUGCGCGAGCUGGAGCGGGAGAUCCUUCAAGUGAGCGAGAUGGUCAACGACAUGGAGAUGAAGGUCAACGUGCCCCGCUGGACCGUGCAGGCCCGCCAAACGGCGGGCGCCGAGCUCCUGUCCAGCGUCGGCGCCUCUUCGGUGGGCGUCGUGUCUGUACAGGAGCGCACCGGGCCUUGCGACGUGAGCAAGGCCCUGGCCGCCACCAUUUUCAGCGCCGUGCUGCUGGCGGCCGUGGCCCUGGCCAUCUGCGUGGCGAAGCUGAGCUGACCGACAGAAGACUCUACCCGCCGCCGCCGCCGCUCCCUCCCCGAAGACAUCCUUCAGGAACGACUGACACUGCCUGCACUCUGGAUGGGAGUGGGAUCUGGCAUGUUUAAGGGAAGGGGUUCUAAAGCCGUGUGUGUGUGUGUGUGUGUGUGUGUGUGUGUGUGUGUGUGUGUGUGUGAACACAUCUGCCUGGGCAGAACGUGGUUGCCUGGUGCUGGCCUGUGAGGAGUUAAUUUUGCGCGGGCGGCCAGGGCAUUACCGCUAAUGUAUGCAGCAGCUUUAUCCCCUAUUAAUAGAAAACCGUCCACAGUGACCCUAGAUUCCAAGUUAAUGGGUUACCGUUUGUGCAGCUGGGGCGCGUUUACAACGGAGUCUGAGUCGGAUUACCCCACCUCUACCAGCGAUUCCCACUGUCCGCGCAGAGGGGGGCAGUUUGAAAGGGGGGUGAGGUGAAAUGAGUGGGGGUGGGGUUGUUUUGCUCUGUGUGGGUGGUGACUUUGUUUCCUGGACAAAACUGUAAGAAGAUGUAAGCAGGUUUUAUUACCUUAAUCCUUUGGGGCCUAAGCUUAGGAGAGUGUGCAGAGACAUUCAUGCAAAGUGCUAUCUCUAUGGUGCACGAUUGAGCUUCUUGGCAGAGUUUAUCCAUUAGUUACCAAAAGCAGCGGGAAGAGGUUUGGGAUGCUGACCUCCCCCCAAGUUAUGACCCUACUUAGGAAACCAGAGAAGGCAUGUGGAGCCUGCCCUCACAUGCUUGGAUCCAUUGCACACACUUGCCUAUUAAAAAGGGCUCUCCCCAGCCAGCCUGGAAGGGGCACGAGCUUUGGGAAGGGACACAUGCUGUUUAAAGAGGCACUUUUUCCUUUGCUGGGGUUUAUUUUUUGUUCCAAAACUAGACCAGUGUUUGAUCCUCCUUUGGGGGAGGGCUGCAGAAUCCUCUUUGGAGCCCUUAAUCCUAUCUAUCCCUUGGAAUUUGCCUGCUAGCCAGUAGGAGAGCUGGCUCUGGAGGAAGCUGCAUAGCUCCCUGACCCUCACACUGACCCUGAGAGGGGAAACCUCACUGUCUCAUGUCAGUUUGAGCCAGUUAGCCCUGAGACUGGGUUAGAAUGCAAAAGCUUCGGCUCAGAAUUUCAGCAGCUUUUUAAAAACAAUAACCAUUUGAAAGAAAAACCAUAUGACAUUUGUUCUGUCUUAUCAAAGCUGGGUUUUUUGGUAAAGGACAUUUGGCCACAAAUCCAUACGUGCCAAUGAGUCAAACAUCGUGGUCUUUACUUACAUGCUUAAGUUAGUAAAUCUACGUCUAUUAUUAAAAUAGACCUUCUCGAAGGCAGUUUAUAGCAUAAACUACCGGAACCACGGUGUGGGUAACAGAAGCUGAGUGGCCCCUGCUUCUUUCGCUCAAUAAAGAACGUGGAAAACCCUGGGACCCAGGCUGGAAUUUAGCUGAGCAGUGCCACCACCUCUGCCUGUGGUGCAGAGAGAACAUCGUUGGGGAAAUAAGGCUGAGAAAACGCACGCAUUUAACUCUCCAAGGGUAAUUUGGAAUAAAACCCAAGACUUUGGUUUGGCUGAAAACUGACAAGGAUUUUUUUUUUUUUUUCUUUUGUACCCUAAAGGUGGGAAAGGGGACCAGAGAAGGGAAUUGACAGUUUCACAAGGACAGCUUGGAGGCCCAAGGAGUAGGGGCAGAUACAAGUAUUACAGCCUUGGCGGUCCUAAGGGCCACCCUCCCAGCCCAACUUCCUCCCACCCUUCCUGAGCACACAGAUUCCAGUACCUCACAGUGAAAGUAUGGGAUCUGUUUGUGUGCGUGUCUGUGAUAAUGGUUUUAAAACACCCACAAGGUCUUAAGCCGAUUAAAAGUUUUAUGACCUUAACUAAUAAAAGGAACACCUUCUGCCUCAUCUGAAUAGGGGCCAGCUCAAAUUCUUUUGCAUCUGAAGGUUCAGGGUACCUUCAGAGACAACACAAAAAGUUUCCUAAGUACCCUCCCGCUCCUCCCAUACACAACGGCAACAUGGAAUCUCUAUUACCUUCCCCAAACUCUCAGUUCUCCCAGACAAGAGGAGGCUGGGGCAUUCUGUGACCCAAUGUUGGAAAUUAUCCUUUAAAACCACGCCCUGAGUAUAUUCUUCUGUUUCUAAUACAGUAACUCUUCUGUUCUUACCAAACUGUUUUGCUUCAUGACAACAACAAAAAAAUUGUUCAGCAGAACCUAUUGGAGAACAAAAUCCAUCAGACAUUGUGUAAUCCAUAGAAAGCAACUAGGACACGUUUCUUUGUUCUUGCCAUGGUCUGUGGGCCUUUCACUUGGCAGAUCCUUGGGUAUUUAUAUGUGCAAUCAGAUGUGUACCUAAUUCUGAGAGUCCUCUGCUCACUGAAAUCAGUGAUUAAAUGUUGCAUCUGCACACACAAAAAAAGCUGAAUGGACCUGUUAGCCUAAACAAUUCUGAGUUUGGAAGUUUUAAGCAUUAGGAAUAUUUGGUAUUAUUUGGAGUUAAAACAUUGCCUACUAGAACUUUUGCUAUGUGAGGCAAGCAAAAUCACUUUCUGUUUGAGCUAUAGGCUGCUCUCACUAUAGCUCUCUGCUCUCUUUUCUAUGUAUAUAAUUCAAGACAUCGCUUUCUGAUAGAAGCCUGAUUCAAUUUAGAUGUAUGAUAUCAAAGUCAUUAAUUUUCUAAAAACAUUUGGUAUUUCAUACCAUGAUACAAGCGUAGGGGAAAAAAAAACCCAAAUUCAAAAUGUUUAAUAUAGGGUAUGCAUGAUGAGGUCAGUGCUAGAAACUAUGGCAAAAAACAGCUAGUUUCCCAAAUUACAGGUACAACUUAAAGGAUAGAUCUUUAUUUCCAGAGUUAAAUGUUUAUGAUAAAUACCUGUAAAGAGAAAAUAUCACUGACUUCUCUUUUGGGAAAACAGUACAGUUUUAUCUGACUGAGAAGACAAUUGGAAUGUCAUGGCACUUACGGAAACUUUGAACUAUUGUUAGUAGUUUAAAAAAACAGGAAUGUUUGUAGGAAAGAAAAAACGCCUGGAAAAUUCUUUCUUAUGUAUUCUAAGAACUUAGGCUUUUAAAUGCUGCAAGGGAAAUAUUUUUGGCAAGUAAAAUUCAGAGUAUAACCUGCACGAUUUACAGUAGGUUUACCUACAAGGUUUACAGUAAGCUACGUAAGACAUGUAUGAUGUCAAAUGACAAGUAGUUUUGGUUAGAGAGUUUGGGUUUGCGUGAAGAUCCUGGUAAUGCUGCAUUUUCCUUUGCAACCUGCAUAUGGAUACAUUUUUAGCUGUGCCGUUAGCUUUUCAGAUGCACCUGUCCUUUCUGUAAUGAAUGCUUGUUCAAGGUGCGAGCCCCAAAGUGUGAGCCCCUAUGUCAGCCUAAGUAAAGAAACUGAAGGACUGGCCUUUGUCUUCCUUUGGGGACUGCCUCCUCCCUCAAGGCCAGACCAGCUGUGAUGGGCAGGGGCUCUGCCUCUCUCUCCAAGUACCUCAGAUAAGUCGCUGACCUCCCUGUGCCUCAGUUCCCUCAAUGGAGAAAUUGGGGGAGUCCUGACCGAUUGUUGCAAAGGUCUCUCCCAGAGUUUAAAACAUUUAACAGAAUGAAGUUCAACAAGAAAGCGUUACUUUGUUUGGGGAUUCGGGUUGUUGUUGGUUUCCCUACACAUUAAAACAAAAUAUCACAGUGUGGUGGUUAUUUUCUAAAAUUAGUCUAUUGGUAAAAUUCCCUAGACAUUUUAAAAAUCAGAAUGAACUGAGCUUACAGUUGUUUUCCUGCCUAUCAGGAUUAGUGGCUGGACUUGAAAGUAAAUUCGUGUAAAUGCUACUUAUGUAUACUAUUUAAAUUAGAUUCGGAAUUUAAAUUCCGACUAUAAGCCUGAGUCCAAGAAAGCCUAGUUAUUUAUAUAUUAAACACUUUGUUUUACCCAGCAGUCAGGCCACCUAACCUGAUUCUGCGACGUGACAGAUGUGAAACCCUGUCACUUAUCAGGGAGGCUGGGAAAAUCCUGUUCUGUAAGUAACCUGGUGCCCUCAGCACUGUAACUGCAUUGGCCACCUGAUGUGAAAUGUGAGCACAGCAGGGGUUGCUUUGUACGAGGCAUCAGAUCCACGUGGAAUUAAAGGCUUCAUGUCAA
Leopardus geoffroyi (Geoffroy's cat) is the source of this 5654-nucleotide messenger RNA. It is a transcript of the gene RGS9BP, whose product is annotated as regulator of G protein signaling 9 binding protein. The coding region runs from base 823 to 1530 and encodes 235 amino acids. Gene Ontology annotation, cellular component: neuron projection; photoreceptor outer segment. The transcript has a single exon. Gene Ontology annotation, biological process: detection of light stimulus involved in visual perception; G protein-coupled receptor signaling pathway. The record is from RefSeq and is a predicted model, not a curated record. NCBI's taxonomy places the organism in Eukaryota, Metazoa, Chordata, Mammalia, Carnivora, Felidae.